Molecule: messenger RNA, 498 nt
Organism: Penicillium roqueforti
Lineage: Eukaryota; Fungi; Ascomycota; Eurotiomycetes; Eurotiales; Aspergillaceae
Exons: 2
Coding region: 1-498 (165 amino acids)
Source: RefSeq, a predicted model, not a curated record
AUGAGUAUCGAAAACCAGGAAUACUCAGUUGAUCAAGAUAUUAUUUCUUUCUUUCAAAAGACUUCCACCGACCGCUCGUCCUGUGAUGAUCGAGCACGGACACUUGUCGGAGGCACUGUGACCCCCGUUGCAGUGCAAGGCGCUUGCAGUUAUUCUGUAUAUGCAGGUCUAGAGUAUGUGGUUCAGUUCCGACUAAGGUCUCUUGGGCUGAAGACAGAAAUUACAAAUAUUGCCCGCAAUGUAUAUGGGACCCUAGUGCCCUCCGUCUCUUAUCACGGUCAGAUUGGGAGAGAUGAUGUCAGUGGGAAGGAAUCUCUCUCUGUCUAUGUGAUGAGUCGGGUGGAAGGCAUUAGCCAUCUCGAUUUUAUCCUUGCGCAUAACCUCCCAGAGAAUUCGCCAGAGUACUUUACCUGGAGAGAGAAUCUGGUCUUCGAGAUUGCUAGGUUCUUUGCUCUCACAUGGAAAAAACCCGCAGAAUGUCGACCGAUCCUUUUGUGA